UUUUGUUUGGCAAAUCUUAAAAUAACAAGGAGUUAUACUAAUUUUGUCAAUAUGAAUCAAACUAUUAACGUAGAUCAACUGAACUCGGCAUUAACUUCGCUGAGAACUCUUCGUUCCAGCGUUAGUCACGUAUUUGAAACAUUAUCAAAUGGACUUCGAGCCGAUCACGGCGAAGACGGCAAAGACAAGUUUUUGGUAGAGCUGCAAGAACUUUUAAGUAAUGUAAAUAUAAAUUUACGAGACUUAGAACAAACUGUUAACGGGCUACCUAUACCUACAGCACCGUUCAACCUUGGUAACACGACAUUUUUGAGCCAAGAAACAACACAAGAUCGACAAGCAUUAUACACUCAACUAGUUAACAGUUACAAAUGGACGGACAAAAUUCACGAAUACAGCUCCUUCGCGCAUACACUGCUGAGUCAGAACUCCUUGAAACGAUCAUACAUCAACUCUGGAAGUACCAAACGUCGUGGUAAAUUGCAAAGUAACCACAAUGUAGCACCCCUACAAGUAGACAAUGUAAUAAAUAAUAUAGAUAGAUCAUACAACGAUAUGAAAAUCACUAUUUCACGACCUUUUGCAAGCAAUGCUGUCGUCCAGAUAAAUUUAAGUCAUGUUCUAAAGGCCGUUGUUGCAUUCAAAAGCUUGCUAAUGGAAUGGGUGAUGGUGAAAGGUUAUGGCGAGACUCUUGAUUUGUGGACGGAGUCACGACACCAUGUUUUCCGAAAAGUUACUGAAAAUGCUCAUGCUGCCAUGUUGCACUUUUAUUCACCAACUUUGCCGGAGUUAGCAGUGAGGUCAUUUAUGACGUGGCUCCACAGCUAUGUUAACCUGUUCAGUGAGCCAUGUAAACGUUGUGGAUGCCACCUUCAUCACACUUCCAUGUUACCCCCAGCCUGGCGUGACUUCCGCACACUUGAACCUUUUCAUGAUGAGUGCAAGCAAUAGUUAAUGUGGUAUUGAAGUGGAAAGCUUGAAGCACUGGUAUGAUACUUGUGUUGCAGCUUUCUCCUUCAAUAUCUCAAGUUAAAAAGAAACAGUUACUGUGAGUUGUGUUAUAUGAAAAAACAAGAACUAAAAAUCAUUUGAGACUUCAAAAUCUUUAAUAAGUUAUGAGUAAAAUCUAAGUAAUGAGAAAAGCACAGAACUAUUAUAUUUGUUGUAUAGUUAUUGAGGGUAUUGAUAGUAUUUUACUAUAAUAUAAUAAUCAAAAUAAAUGUUUAAAGUUUAAGCUUAAUUAAUAUGACAAAUUACAUUAUAGAGAUUUCUUCAGAUUUCUACAAUUGUAUUUUUAUAGUUAUAAUAUUAAAAGAAAUUAUAGGGUGUAAAUAAAACUACAUCAUUUAACCAUUGUAUAGUUAUCUAAAAAUAUAAGAACAUUAACUAUG
This is a messenger RNA of Nymphalis io (European peacock), 1391 nucleotides long. RefSeq names its product mediator of RNA polymerase II transcription subunit 27 (gene MED27). Bases 52 to 951 code for a protein of 299 amino acids. Gene Ontology annotation, biological process: regulation of transcription by RNA polymerase II. NCBI's taxonomy places the organism in Eukaryota, Metazoa, Arthropoda, Insecta, Lepidoptera, Nymphalidae. Gene Ontology annotation, cellular component: mediator complex. Gene Ontology annotation, molecular function: transcription coactivator activity. The record is from RefSeq and is a predicted model, not a curated record. The transcript has a single exon.